Stylophora pistillata is the source of this 7304-nucleotide messenger RNA. RefSeq names its product polycystin-1-like protein 2. Gene Ontology annotation, cellular component: membrane. NCBI's taxonomy places the organism in Eukaryota, Metazoa, Cnidaria, Anthozoa, Scleractinia, Pocilloporidae. Gene Ontology annotation, molecular function: protein binding; calcium ion binding; calcium channel activity. Gene Ontology annotation, biological process: detection of mechanical stimulus. The record is from RefSeq and is a predicted model, not a curated record.
CUGUAGCGGUUCAAAAUUCUACAGAAGAACCAACAAUAUUAGCUACGAGUACAACAGCUCAUGUGACUCCAGGAGUACAAACCAUAACUUUGUUGCCUCAAAACAACGUUAGCGUGCAACCAACAUAUGCAGUACCUCAAGUGAAUUCAACGCAAAUGCCAACUCUGAAUUCAGAGGAAAACUCAGUUAUACAACCCACGGCAACAUUAGCUCUUCAACAAAAUUUAACCGUUCAACCCACAGGUACACUUGUAGCGGUUAAAAAUUCUAUAGAAGAACCAACAAUAUUAGCUACGAGUGCAACAGCUCAAGUAAUUUCAGCGUUGAUACCAACUUCGCAACCGCAGUGGAUAACUGACCCUUCACCAUCAGACACAGGUGUGCGAUUUGCCUUUCGGGCGAAAAAGUACAAUUUUGAUCUCAAUCUUCUGAACAAAGACUCGGAAGUUUAUAAAAAGUUCGAGAGGGAGCUGAGUAAUGAGUUCACUACGAAUCUUGGACAAUACGGUGUUAAAGGUGUGACUAUAUUAUUUAUAAGACCGGGAAGUGUGGAAGUUACAACUGUUUUGACUGUUAAUGACAGAAACAACGUCUCAAAUGUCGAAGGAGCAUUGAACAACUUUAACCAAACUGGGAGAAUCGGCAACAUAGAGCUUGUUGGAAUUUUCUGGAAGUCUGAAGAUGAAUCCUGUCAGCCUCCUGUUGUUCGUUUACUGAAUCUGCCGCGAUCGGAAGAAAACAAGGAUGUUGGCAUUCUUCGCUCCAAAGAUUUCAUCGAACACACAUUCGUGAAUACAAGCUGUAAACCACCACAAAAGCUGUUGUUCGGGUGGCGUUUAUUCAAGUACAGUUUGAACCAAUCAAAUAACACUAUUAUUGAAAUGACAACCACGUUGGACUCAAAAACUGCAAAAUGGAAUUUGCAAAAACGACAACUAGAUUACGGUCUCUAUUUUGUGGAAUUUAAAGCAGCCCUUGAAAACCACCCAGAGGCAGCAAACAGUGCUUUGGGAUAUUUUCAGAUACGGAAAUCUCUACUAAUUGCUGAUAUAUUAGGAGGAAACAAAGUCACUCGUGGAAAGGGAAGUGUCAUCAGAUUGGAUGCUUCUGCAUCUAGGGACCCAGAUGUGGAGCCUGGUAACCACUCCUCCAUGGAUUUCACGUGGCUAUGCAAACGACGAGAAGAAAGUUUUCCCAAUAGCUCUCUGGCCUCGGUUCCGGUAGUUAAUGCGUCCUCGGGCCGAGGAAGAGGCGGUUGUUUUGGAACAGGUGUUGGGAAACUGAGUUCUAAUAACAUGUCGGUGUAUUUAGAAACCACUCAAAUGACUGCAAAUAAGUCUUAUGACGUCAAACUUGUGGUGAGGAAGGAUGACCGGGCGGAUGAAUUCGUACAAGAAAUCAAUAUUGUCAGCGGUAAUCCGCCUAAAGUAAUAAUCAGGUGCCUCCUAAACUGUGAUAAGAUUGCAAGUGCGUCGGCACGAAUCAGUUUGACCACCGAGUGCAUUGGAGAUCCUUGUAAGGGUACAAAACACCACUGGCAGUUAACCGUUGUUGACCCUGGUGGCGUUAACGACCACGUAGUGGAACUGACGGACAAAACAGAAACUAAUCUCAAUUCCAUUGGCAUUGUAAUAAAAAAGAACCAACUAAAAAAACUAAAACCAGGUUGGUUUUAUCGAUUGGAAGUCGAAGUUUCACAACAGGGUGGGCCCUCAGGAUAUGCCACUUACCAGUUCAGCAUUAACGACCCCCCCCAAAAUGGAAGUUGUAGUGUGACACCAACAAUAGGAGAGGCCUUGAAAACGCAAUUUGUCUUGGAAUGCAGAGAUUGGGAGGACUCACAUAAACCAAUUACGUACCAGUUCCAUUACAAAACCGAUAAUGGCCUGUACACAUUAAUUUCAUAUGGCUCAGAAAAUCUUGUUAGUACAGUGCUACCUCCGGGAAAGAAACAACAUGAUUAUAUGAUAAAGCUUGAAGUAACGGUAUCUGACAGUUUGUCUGCUGCAAAGAUCAUUGUUCUUCAAAUAAAGGUUACACCUGCAAAGAAAGAGAGUCUCAGCACACUAACUGUCGGCAACAGCAGUCAGUUCAACCAACUAGUCCUAUCAGGAGAUGUCCGUGGCGCCACACAACUGGCAAAUGCUGUGCUACAGAGCGCUGAGCAGACAAAGUCAACAACCUUCCAGGAGAAGAUUGCUAUUAAAGAUUCUGUUGUUGAGAGUGUGUCAGAAAUACAAGUUGGCAAUUUACAAACUUUGACUCAAGUGACGUCAGUUAUUGCAAGAGCAACUCUACAACCCAGCGAGGUAACAUUCCAUACCCAGAAACUUGCACUGAAAACACUCAGAUCCAUGACGUCAAUACUGUCAAGUAGAACGACAGAAGAUUACGCUUCAGAAUCUGUCUUAGUUGAUGAAGGAGGAGAGAACCUAGUACUAUGCCUCGGCAAUCUUCUCUAUUCCGCCGCUCAGAAAGCUGAUGUGGUCAGUCAAACAAAAAAGCCAGCGGAUAUACGAUUUAAGAGUGAAAACGUCUCCAGAGACACGGCGAAACUCAUUGAUGACGUUGCAACAGCUCUGCUGUCAAAGAUGCUAGUGGAUCAAGAAACUCGCCGUGUUCAUACUAGUUCCAUCGACAUGGAGCUGAGCCGGAUGAGCCCGCGAGCCAGUGCAAACUUCACAGACGAUGAUGAGGCAGGAUUUAAAUUUUCUCUUGAUGCCAUAAUUGAUGACAAAGUGAAAACCCCUGAGUAUGUUGAAAGCGUGUUGACGGUGAGUGCCUUUAAUCCAUUCACAUGGGAUAACAGUUCAGCUAUUGUCAGGGAUAGUCAUGUCCUUACUUUGAACCUUAAAGAUAACAAAGGAGAACCUUUUAUAGUCAGAGACAGCAAAGAGGAUAUAGAGAUCAAGAUUCCACGGAAACUGAGAUUCACUCCAGAGGAGAGAGUAUCGUUCUUUGUCAAGCCCAGCAGUGAGGGGAAAAUGCAAUAUCAUGAAAUCAACUCACCAGGUGAAGAAGGGAAUGCUUUACGGCUUCGAAUCACACCAGAAAGACCCACCAUCUUUAGAGUGUUUGUGCGACAAGGUCAGCGGCCAACUGUCACAGAAUACGACCUAACAAAGACAAUCCCGGAUGAGUCGUGUUCCACAUCUCCUCAGACUUGCAGCAAAGAAGCUUACGAUGUUGUCUUGUACCACAAACUGGUCAGUGAGGCGGGUAAAUACUACAUCGGUAUAUUGUACGAAGAAGGCAGAGGUACACCACAGAGACGACGGAAACGAUCAUGCUUCGGAAGUGGUCGGCAGAAGAGGUCGUGUGUGGAGAUUAAGGAUCCUCCAAAGCCCGAGAAUAAGACAGUAAAGCCUGUCUAUGACUCAAAGACAGACAUGAAUUACUCGAUGAACAUUUUGGAGGAGAGUUGCGUGUUUUGGGAGAGCAAAGAACAACACUGGUUAUCGAGAGGAUGUAGAGUAGGACGAAGAUCUGAUUCAAAUUCCUUGCACUGCCUGUGUAACCACUUGACGUCAUUUGGAGGAGGAGUCCUGGUGAUGCCCAAUAGGUUGGAUUUUGAUGUCGUGUUUGCAGAACUUGGACGACUCGACCAGACUGGAAACAUUGCCGUCCUUAGUGCGAUCAUUAUUGUGUUGUUGUUGUAUUUGCUAGUGGUCAUAUUCGCAAGGAAAGCCGAUAAACGAGACAAAGCUAAGGAAGGCCCUGCUUUCCAUCUACCUUUAACCCAAGGUGCAACUUAUGAGUACGAUCUGACUGUGGUUACAGGAGUUUGGAGAGAGUCUGGGACGGAUGCCAAUGUCGCCGUCGUUAUUCAUGGAAGCGAGGCGGAGAGUCAACCCAUAAUAUUACAUAAGAACAUGAUCAACUCGAGGACAAUUUUGGCUCGCGGAAACGACGACAAAUUCGUUAUUUAUUUACCAGUGUCACUUGGGAUUGUGCAAUACAUCCGUGUUUGGCAUGACAACUCAGGAAAAAGUCCUUCGUGGUAUUUCGGCCAUGCUAUUGUGAGGGACCGGCAAACAGGAAGAAAAUGGACAUUUAUCAGCAACAGUUGGCUGGCUUUGGAAAAAGGAGAAGGAAGAAUUGACAAGAUUUUAACACCUAUCUCUCGUCGAGAGAUGAAGACUUUUAAACACUCUCUUAACUCUCGAGGCUCAAAGAGUUUUUCCGAAGGACAUUUGUGGCUGUCUGUUGUAACCAAGCCACCGCGGAACAAAUUCACACGCGUCCAACGAGCUACAUGUUGUUUAUGUCUCCUUUUUUCUGCGAUGCUUGCAAAUGCUCUUUUCUACAGAACUGACGAGACAGCAGAUCCCACCAUACAGAUAGGUCCAUUAAAGUUCAGCUGGAGGCAGAUUGUGGUGGGCAUUGAGAGCGCUCUGAUAGUUACUCCAGUGAACCUGCUGAUCACAUCAUUAUUCAAAAAUAGUGCGAAAAAACCUUCAAAGAAAGUUGAUAUAACCAAGCUGGAAGAUAAACCCGAGCCUGUGCGACGCAACAGGUAUUCCUCCUUAAGCUGCGAACAGGACACAAGCUGUGAAAAAGUUGCAUGGAAAAAUGAAACUUCCUUCUGGACGAGGACACGAAAACGGAUGUGUGACAAGACCAAAUAGGACUUCUUUUGACCUCAUUUCUGUAUCUACAUUUCUUGGUUUCUAUGCUUUGCUACAGUAUCUGUAUCUGCAUUGUUUACUUUUUUCUUCAGCUUAAUGUGGGGAAAAGACAUUGCAAAUCAGUGGUUGUCCUCUAUGUUAGUUUCCUUCACUGAGGAUCUGUUUGUUCUUCAACCCAUCAAAAUAGUUCUUAUCAUGGUUCUAGUCGCAUGUUUCUUUAGUGACCGUGUUGACACUGACUUUAGUCCUGUUAAAAACCAUAAGACAACUGAACAAUUAACUCCCUUGGAAACAGAAGUUGCAUAUGACGCUCAAGGUAUAAUAGUUGAAAUGCCGGAGGAAGCUGUGCUUGAACAAGCCAGAGAAUACAGAGUGAAAGAAGAAAAGAUGUAUUCCUUUGGUAGAGAACUUCUCAUGUAUCUACUGUUCUUACUGCUACUAACAACCGUUUGUUACGGUAACAGAAGUUAUCAUGGAUAUCUUAUGACUAAGAAUAUUAAAGACAUCUUCAGUAAUUAUUCAUUGGCCAAAGACCCCAGGUUCUUUUGGACUUGGCUAAAUGGUCAGUUUGUGGACGGUAUUUAUGCUGGUGAGUGGUACAAUAACGACAGAGUCAAAGAGCAAGAGUACAUUGGUAACAAGAUGUCCAUUCUCCUAGGUGUGCCUCGUUUAAGGCAGCUAAGAGUACAGAAAGAUUCCUGCAUGAUCCCAGAGGAGUCAAAGGAGGUAGUAAGGCACUGCAAUGACUUCUACAGCCUCAGCGAAGAGGACAGAACUCAUUUGAGCCUACCUGGAUGGAGGCCAUUCACUGGCUCGGUUUCGUGGGCCAACCUUUCAGAUCUUUGCCCGGCCCCAUGGCGUUAUGUGACAAUGGAAAAGAUCCAAAACUCGCCAAGCUGGGGUUUCUUUCACGUUUAUGACGGAGGUGGAUACAUAUCAGAUUUAGGAUACAGUAAACUGACUGCUGAGGGAAUUAUUACUAACUUGCGAGAAUAUGGUUGGCUUGACCGCCAGACCCGCGCAGUCUUACUUGAAUUCAGCGUUUAUAAUCCCAACACAGGAUACAUAAGCAUAUCAACAUAUCAUUAUGAAAUACUGCCAACUGGGUAUGGUAAUCCUUUCGCAAAGAUCGACACGCUUCCGUUGACGAGCACGCAAACUGGUUUCUACCGCUUUUACCUGAUUUGUCAGUUACUGUUCAUUCUCAUGGUAAUCUUCUUUAUGCUAAAAGAGUUUUAUAAUAUCUUUAAGAAGAAAUGUUCUUAUUUUCGAAAUGCAUGGAACUGGGUGGAGAUUUUGCAAAUAAUGUUUUCUUUCCUGGUGGUAGUUUUCUACGUUUUAAAAUCAAAAAUGAUUCUGAAAAGUGUCGUUAAAGUGAAGAAAAACCUUUUUGUUUCUGUAAGUUUCGGGGAAGCCGUCGAUUGGAGCCAUGCGGAGAAUUCCGUAUUAGCUCUGACAGUUUUCACAACAACUGUGAAACUUCUGCGCAUGAUCCGAUUUAAUCCGCAUGUCAGCAUAAUGAUGUCAUCACUUCGUUUGUCGAGAGGAUUACUCGUGUCAUAUUCUGUCAUUCUUGCGAUUAUUAUUCUCUCAUAUGCUCAGUUUGGUAGACUGGCUUUGGGUGGGUACAUGUUGCAGUAUUCAUCAUUUCAAAGAACAUUGUUUACUGAAUUUGUUAUGUGCCUUGGUGGAAAAAUGGAUUUGGAAGACCUAACGCGAGCAAAUCGAGUUCUUGGUCCCCUCUUUGGAUUUUCUUUUCGUGGCCUUAUGUCUUUCAUUUUCGUCAACUUUUUCGUUGCCAUUUUUAAUGAUUCCUAUGAGGAAAUCAAAGACAACACGCACAAACAGUCAAAGAACUUUGAAAUGCAUGACUUUAUAUUGGAAAGACUGGGCGAACUUUUAGGAUUUAAAAAAGAAACUCAACGAGAAAAUGACGUUGACAAUAACCCUGCCACGCCUGAACAUACAGCACCUGAAAGUGUCUCGCAUGAAAAACUAACAUUUACAUCUGUGGCAGUCUCUUCUCAGAGACUUUGUCGUAUGGCGAGACGUAAACAGCCACGAAUCUCGAAAGAGGAGAACAGAAAUGAAAGAGCGACUGUAGUUAGGUUUAAGUGCGAGAGUACGGCGAAAAUGGCUGAUGUAGAGGCACGAAAAAGAAGAAUUCAGAAACUAAAAUGUGUCACAUCAAGCUUUUUUGUCAUGAAGUCCUUAACACGAGAGAGGAUGUUCAGGAGAAUGUCUGAUUUGACCGAUAAACUUGCAAUGGACGAAGUGGAACAAGAUAAAGAGCUUCUUUCCAUUAUUCGGUUUUUACUUCUAAUGAAUAGUUAUUACGACGACUGUUAUAGGAUGUGUAGUCCAGAUAAGACUUCCUCGUAUGAUGACAUCGCCAUAACUUCAUUGACAACACCUUCAUCCUCGCCAAUAUCUAGGAUCGACAUGGAAACAAGUGAACCAGGAGAAACGCUCGAACUUCUUCGAAGCAGAGAAACCUCGCGUCCGUUGCCGUAUCACUUAAGGGGUAUGGAGCUUCGUGAACAACUCCGAUCAACUUUGGCAACUAAAAGAGCUAAAAGGGUGAGGCCAAAGCCGUCCAAUUCUUUCAUCUACAAAUACUACGCGUUCCUUUGAUUUCAGGUUUUCAGGGGACAGCGGCACUUUCCGAAAAAUCCG